Closterium sp. Naga37s-1 is the source of this 1065-nucleotide messenger RNA. The record is from the annotation of a GenBank genome assembly. Lineage: Eukaryota; Viridiplantae; Streptophyta; Zygnematophyceae; Desmidiales; Closteriaceae.
AUGUCCACGCCAACUGCCAUGGCAGCAGGAGCACAGAACCAGUCCGUGGCAGCCGCAGCCGCGGGAUUCUCCACCAGCGUCAGCGCCGUGCUAUCCGUAUUCGUUAUUCUCUUCAUCUUCCUCUUCUUCUUCGUUAUGGUCAUCCGCGCGUGCCUCCUGGUGCUGAACGCACGCGACUCUCCUGGACCGCAUGAUCGCACACUCACCUUAGAAGAGCACAUGCUGCGUCGCACGCAACUCAGCGCGAUGCAAAAAGCACCGACGGCAGGACUCGAUCCCAAGAUCGUUCAGGCGCUGCCGACUGUUACUUUCUCCCGCGAAAAGCUUCGCGAAGGCUGCUGCGAAAGCUUUCGCGAGUGUGCGGUGUGCCUUGGCGAGUACGAGGACGGGGAAUGUAUAAAGACGCUGCCCUCCUGCGGACAUAGAUUUCACGCGACAUGUAUCGACAUAUGGUUUUGCGCGCAUACCACGUGUCCCAUCUGCCGCUUCAACCUGAAACCCCCGAAACUCCCGGCCCAGCAAGAAGACUCUCAAGGUCCGGCGACGGAUGCAGGCGAUCCAGGCGAUGCAAGCGAGAGACUUGCGACGCCUAACGACGAGGAGGAUCCGUCGGCAACAGUGAGUGAGACAACAGCGGAUAGUGUUAGCAUUCAGGUCGAAAUUGUUGAUAAUUCCCAGGAGCAGCACGAAAUUGUAGACAAUUUUCAGCGGCAGCAUGAAAUUGUAGAAAUGGAUUCUUCACCUGAAGUGUUGGCACGACCGCCUGUGGUACGAGCACCUGCGGUUGCGGGAACAGGGGAAGCAGAAGCGUCAUCCACAGCAGUGGCAGUGGCAGUGGCAACAGCAGGAACGGAUUCCGAAUCUUGGUCGGAAAUUGCGUUGACAGCAGAGAAUGACACGAGUUUGGGUGACUCGAGGAGGAGGGAGGAGCUGCAGCGGUUUCUAGGGGUGACAGAUGAGGAGGAAGAUUCAGGGUUGAAAGAGGGGAGGGUUGAUUGGGAGUUGGCGUUGGGAGGAAGGGAGAGCAGCGGAGGGGACAGAUUGUGUGUCAGAAUAGAGGUUUAA